Molecule: messenger RNA, 570 nt
Organism: Maudiozyma saulgeensis
Lineage: Eukaryota; Fungi; Ascomycota; Saccharomycetes; Saccharomycetales; Saccharomycetaceae
Source: the annotation of a GenBank genome assembly
AUGCAGACUAUAUACUACUCAUUCCAAUGGCCAUAUGAUUUAAUUCAACGGACACCUCAAACCGUAUCAGUAUUUGGCUCGUUUGAUAAUUGGACAAAGAAGCAUCCUAUGUCAUUAAAUGAAGAAGCCAGAAAAUAUGAAAUAGUGAUCCCUUUACAAUAUAAUACAGAACGAAUCUAUUUCAAAUACAUCGUCAAUGAAGAAUGGACCACAAAUGAUAUAUAUCCAUCAGAACAAGAUGAACAUGGAAAUAAGAAUAAUUAUAUCACUAAAGAACAAGCUUUACAAGAUGGUAAGACAAAGAAGAUUAAGGUAGCGCGCAAAUAUAGGAGAAAUAAAGAAACUGGUGAAAAGGUGCUAGUCUCCAAAGAACUUUUAGAAUUGGAUGCUAAUGAUAAAUUGGUGAGAGUUAUUGAAAGUAUCGAUUAUGCAAGUCGAGAUGCUAGUGAAAAUAACAGUAUGCAUGAAGAAGGAACGAUUACACCAGAUAUUAUUGAAGAGAUGAAGCCAUCAUUAUUUGAAAUAAAAGAGGAUAGCGACUCAACAGAUAAGAUAACAGACGAUUGUUAA